AUGUCUGUACCAAAAGCGGUAACCCCGAGCUACACUCGGGCUUACCAUGCGGCGCUGCAUAGGGAGUCCUGCAGCGCUUACCAUGUCCUUCGCUCCCCCGCGAUGUGUCCUCUGCAGCGUCCCCGGCCAUCUCCUCUGGCUGAUGCCGGCAUCCGGCUCCUGUGUUCCGGUCCCUGUGACGUCGGGACGUACGGGCGCCGCCGGCAGCGGGAAAAUUUGAGCAUUUUUAAAAAAUGUCAUUUUUUUCAAAACGAUUUUACAUAUGCUUUGUCCUGUCCCGUCUGCAUUUUGACUGUUCUUUCU
Messenger RNA from Staurois parvus, 303 nucleotides. The record is from the annotation of a GenBank genome assembly. Lineage: Eukaryota; Metazoa; Chordata; Amphibia; Anura; Ranidae.